AUGGCACCAAAUCCCAAAGCUUUUGCGUCAAAAAAUUUAACAAAGUCAUAUGCACAACAACAGAAACGUACUCCACUUGAUUCAAUUCCAAAAAUUAAUGAUCUUUCAUCAAAGCUAUCAUCACCUAAGAAAAGAAAACGUGAUGAUGAUCACAACGAAGUUCAAAUUUUACAUGAUGAUGUCUCGAGUGAUGAAGAAAUCGAUCAGCAACGUCUAAUAACUUCAUCAACAUCUCCCAUUAUACAACAUAUAGAUAUUCUAUUUAACACAAUUCGACAAGAAAAUGAAAAACAGUUUACUGCAUUGUCAAAGAAAAUUGAUCGAAAAAAUCAUAUCGAUAGUGUUGAUCUUUCGUCGUUUCGUGAAUCAGGAGAUAAUCGAACGAAUAAUGAAGUGAUCUAUAAUAAUACUAAUUUACUUAGUAUUCGAGGAAAAAAUAUUGGUGAUUAUGCACGACAAGUACUUCGUAUUAUUUAUUCACAGGAAGAACUAUUGUCUUCGAUUUUACCUCCGGGUAGUCCUCACUUUGCUCGAAAACCUUUGGACAACAAAAGAUUUGAAAAGUUUCAUGAAGCUAUGCGUGGUAAAUAUCACAUAGCUGAACAUCGAUACGACGAAUUUUUUUCCAAAUUAGUUCGACCGAAAUUGGUUGAUUUUUUGUCCGAUGAACGUAAACGUGAACGUGAAAGACAAUCAACUCAAUCUCUCUCGCCAUAA
Rotaria sp. Silwood1 is the source of this 717-nucleotide messenger RNA. The record is from the annotation of a GenBank genome assembly. NCBI's taxonomy places the organism in Eukaryota, Metazoa, Rotifera, Eurotatoria, Philodinida, Philodinidae.